CCGACGCGUCACUGUCGGGUUUUUAUUUUAAUUUUUUUAAUUACACACUUAAAAACGACAAAGAAAUAAUUGUGAUACAUGUGAUUUUAAAUAUAUUUCGAUGAUAAUAAUAGAUUUAAGAUUUGUUAUGGAUUUUUGUAUGUCGAAAAAAUAACGAGCUUACCCUGCCUGCAGUUCGUGCCACGAGCCCCAGAGUCCCAGCCAUUAGUUUGAGUGGAGUGUCCCCUGUGUCUGCCCACACAUAGCCCUAUAAGCAGCCAAAAUUCCACGUGACACAACGGACACAACCUCCAGCAUGGACCUGGAGAAAGCCCCUUCUCUCCAUGAGGAAGACUCAAAAGUUAUCCUCACUAUCAGACUGAUUAUGCAGGGGAAGGAAGUUGGGAGCAUUAUUGGAAAAAAAGGAGAGAUUGUUAAAAGAUUUAGAGAAGAGUCCGGUGCUAAAAUUAAUAUUUCUGAUGGAUCAUGCCCGGAGCGUAUUGUUACUGUCACAGGAAACACAACUGCUAUAUUCAAGGCAUUCACACUCAUAUGCAAAAAAUUUGAAGAGUGGUGCACUCAGUUCAAUGAGGGCGGAGGCGGCGGAUCGCGUGCUCCCAUCACGCUGCGGCUUAUUGUGCCCGCCUCGCAGUGUGGCUCGCUUAUUGGAAAGGGGGGCUCAAAAAUCAAGGAAAUCCGUGAUGUCACUGGUGCCAACAUUCAGGUGGCGAGCGAAAUGUUGCCGAAUUCAACUGAACGAGCGGUGACAAUCAGUGGAACCUGUGAUGCUAUAACCCAAUGCAUUUAUCAUAUUUGUUGUGUUAUGUUAGAGAGCCCUCCGAAGGGAGCAACAAUCCCGUACAGACCAAAGCCAAAUGUAGCGGGACCUGUGAUUCUAGCCGGCGGACAAGCCUACACUAUCCAAGGAAACUAUGCCGUCCCAGCCCAAGACGUGUGCGCGCCCGUGUUCCCCAUGAUGGAGGUGAAGCCGCCGCUCGUGGGCGCGCUGCCCCCGCACCACCUGUUGCCGCCGCCGCUGCACGAACACCACCUUAUGGGAGGGCUCGCUAAGUCGCCGUUGGCCAGUCUCGCUGCCCUGGGCCUCGGUGGGCUCGGACCUGGAAAUGCUGCAGGAUUAAAUCCUGCUGUGUCCGCUCUCCCAGCACUGGCGGCUCUGGCCGGCUCGCAGCUGCGCACCACAAACCAGUCCCGCAACCAGCCCGCCACCAACCAGCAGUCGCACGAGAUGACCGUGCCCAAUGAGCUCAUCGGGUGCAUCAUCGGAAAGGGCGGCACCAAGAUAGCUGAAAUCCGUCAAAUAUCCGGCGCAAUGAUCAGGAUAUCCAACUGCGAGGAGCGCGAGGGCGGUAGCACCGACCGGACCAUCACUAUAACUGGCAACCCCGACUCGGUGGCGCUGGCGCAGUACCUCAUCAACAUGAGGAUCACGAUGGAGACGGCCGGCCUCCCGCUGCCCGGCUACCACUACAUCGCUCCGAAUCACAUAGUGAAAGCGCCGAUACAUUGAAUGGGGCUUCGCGGUCAGAGUUCUGGUAUUGCAUACAACGUGUACAACGCGGAACGCUCGUAUUAUAUGCCGCCGCAGUACGGAACUCUGGCUCCAAUAUACUUCUUCAAAUGAAUCUAGAUAUCGAACAAUCUCCAAGGUACAAAAUGGGGCCGCACACUGGAUUCAUGCCGAGCGUAAAAGUAUGUUUACAUUUGUUACGAGUUAUAUGUAUUUUAGAUAUUCUUAUAUUUAUCCUCCACUGUAUUGAAAUUAAUCGAUAAAUGUCGUGUCAGUUGGAGAGACGAAAUGAAAAAUUUUGGUAACAAAAUAACAUAUUUUAAAAUCGACUGACAUUAUUAAAAAAUUAUUGACUCCGCGAUCGGUGAACUAACUUUUGUAAACGAAUCAUUUCGUCGGUCUGAUCGAACCGCUUCAUAGUUCGUUCACUGAUCGCGAAUUUUAAUAUGAACGAAAUGUUAGCUAAGGAGAUCGAAUUUACUACGGAUUUAAGCGGUUCAGUAUCGAUUAUUAUCUGUCACGUAAAAUUUACAAUCACGAACCGUACAGACCAUAACGAUUGUUCGGGGUCUAAAGUGCAGCAACUCUGAAACACGUGACUUUGGGUAAACAAAUUAAUGUUUCUUCCAGACCUGUUGCCCUUUAGCCCUGACGUAUGGUCCUUGACUAUGUUCAGACCGCACGAGUGAGUGUCGAAUGUCGCACAUUAGCUGUAGAUGCGUUACAAACGACCUCGCCUCUGCUGACGUAGCGUAGAGUAGACUAGAUGACAGAGCGAGAGGGUUUUAAAGACAAUAUUUGUACAUAAAAUAAUCGUAACAGCCUGCAAAAUUAGGUAUUACAGUAAUGUUUGUCGCUCGAAUGCGGCUCGACGAUACGAAACCGGUGGGAUCAAAUCCUUUAAGAAACUUACAUUAAAAACGGAAGACAGAGGCGAAACGUAACAUUACAGAUAUAUUACGUACUGAAAUUUAAAUCGUAAUCACAAAAAAAAAAGACGUUAGUUAUAUAAAAUAGUGUUGCUAAAUGUGAUAGUCUUCUAAUUUAGUUUACAUUCGAACUAUUAAUAAUUAGAGAUCUCUUACAUAUUAUUAUUAUUAUUAUUACGUACACUUUGUGUAUGUACAUCGGCGAAAUUAAGUCGAAUAAAAAUUGGUCUAGGGAUCAAAGCCAAAGAUUGUUAAAGUUUGUUUGACAUUAUUGAUGUUGUGAAUUUAUGCUAAAUUAUUGUGAGAGUAAUCAGUGUUAGGAAAUAUACUAUUUAUUUGGAACACCCUCUCCAGACUGCUCACUAUAUUUAGAUGUAGUUUGAAAGUAAAUAGGUAAACCUGUGGUAUUUACGUAUUCGGUAUAUAAAAAAAAAAAGAUUUAGCUUAAUAGAGAUUUAGAAUAUCUAAGACCAUUCUUCCCAAGCUUUCUCUUUCGAAUUGUACCUACAUGCUACCGGUACCGCAACACUUAGGAAAUUACGUGUGCCAAAUAUUGACUUAAUGUUUGUAAAAGAAAAUUUACUUCAAAGUAUUUUCAUUAAUUUUGUAAACAUUUCUAUUUAACUAAAUUUAAAUAUAUUUGAAAUUUUAAAAAUAUAUAUAUAAAUAUAUCCACAAAAAAUAAUAAACCUAAUUUUGCACCCUAGUAUUUAAGAUAAUGCAAUUAGACUAAAUUAUAGUAAUAUCGAAUAAUUAGUAUCGAUACAUAUCCCAAUAAUAUAUCACUCCCCGUGUCUUCCCCUUCAGUAUUUGAAUAAAGUAAAAUUUAGGAUUGUGCCAAAGUUGUGUCUAAUGUUUGAUAUUUUUGGACGAAUGAAAUUAGUACCUAUAUUUUGUUUUAUUUGUUUAAAUUGUAGUACUAGUCAAACUUUUAUCUUUUCACAUUCAAUUAAAAAAAUUAUUAAUUCUAGUCAAAAUUAUUACUCAUUUUAUGUGCUAUUGGAUAUUUUAAGUUAUUGAUUUAUUUAUUUUUUAAAUUCGUUCUUGUUAAAUUAUUUUAAUCAAUUUCGUGUGGUGACGUUUCACUAAAUUAGCAAUAAUUAUUUUGAUAAAAUCAAUUAAAAUACGGUAAUUAAUUGCAAUUAAGACAGUGUAUAGAGCUUUGUAUUGUAAGUACCACACAGGUGAAUAGAGUAAUCGUGUAGGAGAAAUAGGCGAAUUUAAUGUAAGGAAAAGUAAACACGUUUAAUGAAGAGAGAUUUCUUAGUUGUAAGUUUUUGAGGCACUUUUGUGCAUAAAGCUACGUCAAAUUGUCGCACUAAGGAAGUCGUUCGUCGAUAGCGCGGGUAGUCUGUUAGGCCCCUAGCACACGGCGCAUUUAAAACGCGCAGACGACACGUGUUUCAGGAACGCACGUCGUCUGCGCCAUAGAUGCCGAUUUUUGCGUUUGCAUAGACUCAAACACGCGUAAAACGCUAUACGUAUCGCGUUUGAAGCGCGUACGAAGGAGUGUAGAGGAGGGGCACGCGCUGACGUCAUCGCCAUUGUACAACUGAACUAAUCUGAUCAAAACGUAGAAUCUACGAGCAACUACAACGCGUCUAUAUCGCUGUAUCUGCGCGUAUACACGCAGUAGACGCGCGCUUCACGAUCACUGCGCAUUUGAAGCGCAAAUACGCGCGUCGACUGCGCGUUUAAAAUACGCCGCGUGCUAUGGACCUUAGUGCACCUUUGUACUGGAUACCGUCGACAGCAAGUAGCAACUGUUGCGAUGCGGCUUAGGGCCGAAGCACAUCUGACGGAAUCUAUGUCGGUCCUCGGUCGCAUUUGUUCUGUAUUUCUUGGCUUUCAAUCAGCAACGUAUGUUACUCUUAAUGUAAAUGUUUUAGUACGGCGUACUGUUUUAACGGUUAAAAUUAAAAUAAUGAGUUUUUGUAUUUAUGAAAAGCUUUGAAAAAAAGCGGUGACAUCUAUUCUAUGCACAAGUUCGAUGAUUAAAACGAAUUCCACGUAAACAGACAAAUUAGCGGCACAUGUGUUUCGACCCUUAUUGACUCAUUUUUUUUAUCGUAUUGCGACCAGGAAAUUGUGACGUAAAUACUUUCAGAUUCUAAUAUCAAUGACUUUGUCAUAAAAAUUAAUCAAUACAAUGACAAUAUUGUAAGAAAUAAUUUGUCUUCUGAUUUACACUUUAUUGUUUUAAGGAUAAAGACAGUCUGUAUUUUUAAUUAUACUC
Molecule: messenger RNA, 4672 nt
Organism: Bombyx mandarina (wild silkworm)
Lineage: Eukaryota; Metazoa; Arthropoda; Insecta; Lepidoptera; Bombycidae
Gene: mub
Product: poly(rC)-binding protein mub
Molecular function (GO): RNA binding
Source: RefSeq, a predicted model, not a curated record